Molecule: messenger RNA, 2416 nt
Organism: Drosophila grimshawi
Lineage: Eukaryota; Metazoa; Arthropoda; Insecta; Diptera; Drosophilidae
Product: dynein intermediate chain 2, ciliary
Exons: 6
Coding region: 120-2327 (735 amino acids)
Biological process (GO): outer dynein arm assembly; cilium movement
Cellular component (GO): outer dynein arm
Molecular function (GO): dynein light chain binding; dynein heavy chain binding
Source: RefSeq, a predicted model, not a curated record
AAAAUUGUUAGUAGCCCCGUGAUAAGUGUUAUUAAAUAACAAGUGAGAGACACACUAUUAAAACUUAUUCACGAGCAGCGAGGAACAAUUAAAGAAAUAAAAACAGCCACAGCAACAUUAUGCCGGAUACCAAACUCAAGGAGGGCAAACAAAAAAAGAAUAGAGGGUCGAAGACAAAGGGAGAAGGUGGCGGCGGUGGUGGCGAUGCGGAUGACUUCGAUGCUUGGAUGAAGUCGCGCCAAUUGGUCAAGCCGGAUGACCAAUUGGAUCUAACGGAGGCCGAGCUGGGCGAGGAGGUCAGCAAGAUGCUGACACCGACCAAUACAAAUGUGCAGCGCAAUUUGGUUGUGUACAGCUUCAAGGAAGGCGAAUAUGUGCUUGCACCGCUGCCGGGGAAUACGGUGACCCUGAUUAGCUUCCCGGGCAAUUCGCUGCAUGUUGACUCCGAGGAGGCGCGACGUCAGGUUGAGGAAUCCGAGGAAAUCGGCUAUCCACUGCCAAUGCCCAACUAUGCAGUGGUGGAGCAACGUGAAACUGUCGUUGAGGGCGAGGAUGAAGGCGAGGGCGAGGAGGAUGAGAAGACUGACAUGGAUGGCAAACAAACUAGUGCCGGCGAUGCUGGCGAUGAGGAGGAAGCCGAGGAAGAAGAGGAUGAGGAGGGCAAGGCAACGGAAGGUGAACAGGCAACCGAAACUGGAGCCGACGAUGAGGAGCGUCCAGGAGAAACGCAACCAGCAACUGCUGCUCCAAGCAAGAAGCGAAAACUCAUCAACCAAUUCAACUACUGCGAACGCGCCACUCUCACCUACAACAAUGCCAAGCGUAGCGUGGAUACCCAAACGAUUCCACCGCCACGAUCAUCGUUUGGGGGCAAUGUGCUGCAGUGGGUCAUCUAUGAUACGUAUCAGGAGGAUUACGAGGCGACGCAGAAGGCGACCAGUUCGCAAGGCGAUCACAAAUCCCGAUCCAGCAAGAAAAGCUACAAAAAGAAAACCGCUAUGGCGGAGCAGCUAAAUCGGAAAUAUAUGCGAUGCUGGCAGAUACUCGAGCGUAUGAUUAAUCAGAAUAUAUUCGAUGAUAUUGGCAACGAUUAUCGCUACUGGGAGGAUCCGGCUGAUGAGUAUCGCGACGGCGAGGGCAAUCUAUUGCCACUCUGGAAGUUCCAAUACGAGAAGACUAAGAAGAUGAAUGUCACCGAGAUUACAUUCAAUCCAUCCUACUACGAUCUAUUUGCCGUGUGCUUCGGUUCACAUGAUUUUCUUAAGCAGCCCAACGAGGGUUAUCUGUGCCUGUUCACCGUCAAGAAUCCCUCCUAUCCCGAUUACAUAAUUCAAGCCGAUUGUGGUGUCAUGUGCUGUGACAUCCAUCCACAUUAUCCAUUCCUUGUGGUCAUUGGAUUAUACGAUGGCAAUGUGGCUGUCUAUGAUCUACGGGAUGGCUGCAAGGAAGCCAUGUAUGUCUCGAGGGGAGUCAAAUGCAAGCACGGCGAAUGCGUCUGGCAAAUCAAAUGGGGACCGGACAUGGCCGAUGGUGAAAUCAACUUCUUCUCGGUAUCCUCUGAUGGAUGCGUCUUCAAUUGGAUUCUGAUGCAAAACAAGCUUUGGGUUACGACCAUAAUUACGCUUUAUUUAGAGAACGGCAUUACAGAUGGCCCGGAUGGCACUAAAGUCGUCCUCAAGAGUGGCGGCUCCUGUGUACAAUUCCAUCCGACGAAUCAAACCGUAUUCCUUGUUGGCACCGAGUGUGGCUUGAUCUACAAAUGCAGCACGGCCUUCAGCUCCAAGUAUCUGAUGACCUACAAUGCACACUAUAUGUCCGUGUAUCGCAUCGAUUUCAAUCGCUUCGACUCGAAUAUAUUCGUAUCCUGCAGCGGUGACUGGCGCGUCAAGGUCUGGGAGGAUAUGCGUGCAGAUCCACUUUUUAUAUUCGAUCUCGGCUCCGCUGUCGGCGAUGUCAAAUGGGCACCCUACUCAAGCACCGUAUUCGCUGCCGUCACCAACGAGGGCAAGGUGCAUGUUUUCGAUCUCAAUGUGAACAAAUAUAAGCCCAUCUGUGUGCAAGCUGUGGUCCCCAAGCGAAAGAAUAAACUGACACGCCUCGCAUUCAACGAGAAGCUACCCUUCAUUGUGGUGGGCGAUGAGAAGGGAGUAACCACCUCCUUGAAACUAUCUCCGAAUCUUCGUGUCAUGGUCAAGCCGCCAAAGAAGCAGCUCUAUCUCGAUCAGCUGACACUGCAGAACGCAAAACUGGAGAAGCUGUUGUCCCUGGUGCGUGAGUUGCCAGAGGGUUCCGUAAUUCCGGAUGCUGCCACGACUGUGCGAUCUUAGAUUGUGAAAUCCAUACAAAUGUAUUAUAUUUAAUAAGUUACCAUUUAUAUAUACAUAUAUAAGAAGUACGACUGGUACAGAGAGGUUUA